AUGAUAAGGAGAAUGGAAUACGAUGACGCCUCGGAUAGUAGUAGUAACGAGUGCUCAGAAGCCUUCAUCAUUGAUUGCGAGAGCUGCGAUUCUUCCGUUUCCAGCAUCUCUAUGUACGAUUUGGAUGACUUAUCUUCGUCAUCUGAGGAAGAAGAUGACCAUAAGGAGGGCAUUAGGAAUCGCAACAAAACCGAGAAGAAGAAUCCAUGUGUUGACUUGGGUCUUACUCAUAUGAAUUAUGAUCACCAACGAAGGACUCGAAAAACGAAGCCGGAGAAACGAAAUACCGUGGAGAGUAACACUGGUGAAAGUAAUGCUGAGAGUAACACUGCCGUUGCCUACGAGUUGCGUCCACGAAAACGACGUAGCGGUACGAGAAGAGGAGGGCGACGAUCUGACUCCAAAGAACCAUCUCAGAACAAUGCAUCAAUUCGAUCACAUUCGUCUAUAGACAAGGAGAAAAUGUUGCCAGAAGAAGAUAGACCUUCUCAUGAAAAGCGACCUUCGAUGAGCGAAAUGAUUAUGCGGGACAUGGUCUCAUCUUUGGACAAGGGGAUGUUGCAAGAUGAGCCUGCGCAAGAAAAGCGACCAUCGAUGAGCGAAAUGGUCAUGCAGGACAUGAUUUCCCGAGGUCUCUUCGACGAUGAAGACGAGGAAUCUUCGGAGGACGAGGAUGACUCAGUCGAAUCCGAUCAUGACGAAGUUGUUACAGCUGCUGUUGAUGAUGACAGCGACUGCUGGAGUGAAUCCCUUCGCGCUGAUCUCAAGUCUCCCAAGUCUCAGCAUACCACGAAGAAACUAGCAUCAUCAGUACUACCGUCAUCUACUGUUGGUGUGACAUGGCCAAAUCUUCGCCGCAGUAUGACACCCGAACAGCGACAACUCGGAAUCAGUGACCACGGGACGAUCCAUGAUAUGGAUUCGGACGGUGAUUCGUCUAUGGACAACACAAUGUACAGCGGUGGUUCUUCCAGCACCUCCCUGGAAUACGACUCUGGAAGAGAGUCGUCCAAAUCCUCGGCAGAGUCGGAAUCGGAAUCGUCCUUUGAGCAGGAAUCUCUCACCAACCAUAGCUUAUCGAGCCGAAUAGCAUCCAUGAUACUGCUAUCUCCCAUUCGGCGAUCUCAGAGUUCGCACGGUCAAUCUCUUCCAGAGACGCUACAGCAACUUGAGAAUAACGAGGAAGUACCAGCUCUUGAAGAAUCUCCAUCCAGCAGCCACUCGAGCAUCAUCCAAUCUACAUCGAAUCGUCGCGAUUCGUAUCGUUCCGUAUCCUCCGCAGAGGUCACGGCCAAACGAAACCAAGUCCAAAACAAGUUGGAGCAGUUGGACGCCCACAUGCUCAAGGUGUUUGGAAAACAGUCGGCUCCAGAACUUUCCGAGACGACCCGGAACAUGAUACGUGAUCAUUUGACCGGCAGUUCCAACCAAUAUACCAAGACAAAGGAUAUCAUCAUGACGGCAGCAAAUGGAUACCGCAUUUCAAACAAGAGUAUCAGGAGAGAGAGCCAACUCUAUCACAUUGGUACCAGUCACAGUGCCACCAGUCUAAGCUUCCAAGCAAGCUCCAGACACCAAGACACCAUGCUAAACCAUUUACUACAAAACACUAGCAGCAAAAGUACCUCGGAUCUAUCGUCAUUGGAAGCUAAGCGAUCCAAUGCCGAAUUGAGCCGACGAAAACUACGAGAAGCCUUUCAUACUCGUCUGAGUUUUACUGGCUAG
Cylindrotheca closterium is the source of this 1725-nucleotide messenger RNA. NCBI's taxonomy places the organism in Eukaryota, Bacillariophyta, Bacillariophyceae, Bacillariales, Bacillariaceae. The record is from the annotation of a GenBank genome assembly.